Molecule: messenger RNA, 827 nt
Organism: Aureococcus anophagefferens
Lineage: Eukaryota; Pelagophyceae; Pelagomonadales; Pelagomonadaceae
Exons: 2
Biological process (GO): transmembrane transport
Cellular component (GO): membrane
Molecular function (GO): transmembrane transporter activity
Source: RefSeq, a predicted model, not a curated record
AGCCCGGCUGGGAAUGCCUAGCGUGCGGCGCCGAGAGAAACGGGCCGUGCUGCAGUCAUGGGGGUUCGCGCGAUCGAAAUCAAUGAGAAAGCGAUCAUGGUUCUUUUGAUUGUAACAAAUCUCAUCAAUUAUCUCGACAGAGGCAUCAUUCCUGGGGCCAACGGGGAGUUCACGGACUUCGUGGCCAAGUCUCGGGAGCUCGGGGGCAAGGGUGGUGCAUCAGCAGCAUUCGGCGCGUUGCAGUCGGCAUUCAUCGUUGGGUUCUCGCUGACGUGCUUGGGUGUCGGGCACCUGAUCCACACCCGGUCGCCGUUUGGAAUGUGCGGUCGUGGACUCAUCGUCUGGAUCUUUGCGGCUGUCGUGGCAGGGCUCGCACGAAGCACGCAGAGCUACUCAUUGCUGCUCCUGGCGCGCAUGCUGAGUGGCGUUGGCGAGGCGGGCUUUGUCACGGUUGGUGGGCCAUUCAUCCAGGACGCCGGGGGGACGGCGAUGGGCCUUUGGCUCGGUGUAUUCUAUGCGGCGAUUCCGACGGGCACGGCGCUGGGCUAUGGCUAUGGUGCGUUCAUCGCUUCCAGAUGGAACUGGAGCGUCGCAUUUUACAUCGAGGCGCUGGCCAUGGUGCCUCUUGCGGCCUGCUUCCUCCUCUCAGCCGAUGACGGUAGCCGCGUGGUCGCCAAGGCGGAGCCAGGCUGCGAGCAAGACGAGACCAUGGACGCAGUGGGCGGCGCGGUGCCACGGAUCGAAUCGGGGGAACGGUCCACGUCCUUGAGCAUCGUUGCCCCUGAUGAGGCGCUUGUCGUCGAAGUGACAUCAACAUCAUCGUCCCU